GCCUCCAACAUCAGCACUUGAUCGGUCGCUACUCGGCCCGUCAGCCCCCUACUGCACUCAUGGCGUCCGUGUCGCUCCCCUGCAUCCACCGAUCCGCGUGCGCGGCUACCACGCGCUCCAAUCUCACCAAUGCGCGCACCUGCCUUGUCAGCACCCACAGCCUCUCCUCCCCGUUGGUAUCUCGUUCUAGAAAAUGCUCGUCGCGGUCGUCGUCGUCGUCGGCGGCGGCGGCGGCGGCGGUGGUCGGCGCGCGGGCGGCGAUGAACGCGGCGGAGAUCGCGCAGGCGCUGAGCGACAAGCGGGUUCAGCCACGAGGCGAGCGAUUGCUGGUGAAGCUGGAUGAGCCCGAGCAGAAGUCAGCGGGGGGCGUGCUGCUGCCCACGCAGGCUGUCAAGUACGAGCGAUACCUUACCGGGCAGGUAGUAUCAACGGGGGAGGAGGUGAAGAAGGCAUCAGCAGGGCAGAAGGUCAUGUUUCCCGACAUGAAUGCAUACGAGGUGGCGAUUGGUGAUGGCUCUGACAGGUUCUGCUUCGUGCGGGAGGGGGACAUCAUGGCCGUGGUUCAAUAG
Molecule: messenger RNA, 569 nt
Organism: Closterium sp. Naga37s-1
Lineage: Eukaryota; Viridiplantae; Streptophyta; Zygnematophyceae; Desmidiales; Closteriaceae
Source: the annotation of a GenBank genome assembly